AAUAUUAAUGGAUUAAGGUUUAGACCCGGGAAUGUUAUUGGCAGAAUUAAAGAAACAAGAUGAAUGGGCUAAAGCAAUUAUAUUUGACGAGGAUUUGAAUGUGAUUACUCAUAAAAACUGUGCAGCAACAAAGGAGGAAUUGACACCAUACUUAAAAGCCUACGAUGUGAGAGAUAACACAAUUGGGGCAGGCUUUGUAUUAUUAGGUGAACAUUACGAAGUUCACAGAUGGCAUCCUCCCCUGGUGUAUGGAAGAAGAGGUGAUGCCGAUGUAGGAGAAGGGAUCUCAUUAGCUAGAGGAAUUUGCAAAAAGCUUAAUGGAAAGAGAGUCUAUUUAUUGAUAACCUAUGAAUUGCCAAUAGUGAGUGCAAGAGCAGUACCCUAACAAAUAAACUUUUAUAAUCAAUUCAUUGGUGAAUUAGAGAAAUUUGAUAUUAAGUAACAAUGAGUAUUAACAGUAAAUAAUAUUAAUAAUCCGCAUUCACUAAA
This is a messenger RNA of Paramecium tetraurelia, 489 nucleotides long. RefSeq lists its product as uncharacterized. Lineage: Eukaryota; Ciliophora; Oligohymenophorea; Peniculida; Parameciidae. The transcript has 3 exons. The record is from RefSeq and is a predicted model, not a curated record.